GUUUCUACACGGAAUAUUACCAAUGAAACACCCGUCAACUUACGAGCUGUUUACUUUCAGCAGCUCGUGAUAUUCUAACGUAUAUCAUGUGGAAUGGAGCUUCAGGAGAAAAUACCUGUUCGGAUAUUUACAGAAGUAGAUAAGGACGUGUUUCUGCGAGAUAUCUACCCGGAGCGCAGACCAGCCGUCCUGAGAGGCUUGUGUCUGGGACCAUGUCUGGAGAAGUGGACGGUGGAGUAUCUGGGAGAGAGAGGUGGAGACAAGGAGGUGAAGAUCCACGUGUCCACUCAACCACAGAUGGACUUCCUCCACAAAAACUUUGCAUACAAGACUCUGCCAUUCAAAGAGUUUGUGAAAAGGGCAUCUGAAAGGAAGCACUCUGACUUCUUCUUGUGUGAGGAUGAGAGCUAUUACCUUCGAUCCCUGGGAGAGGACGUUCGAAAGGAGCCGGCUGAUCUGAGCAAACAGUUCCCGGACUUGGCGCAAGAUUUUCACAUCCCACAGUACUUUGAACCCCAUCAGUUCUUCUCCAGUGUCUUCCGCAUCAGCUCGUGUGGUCUGCAGCUGUGGACGCACUAUGACGUGAUGGACAACCUGCUGGCUCAGGUGACAGGGAGGAAGAGAGUGGCUCUUUAUAGCCCCCAAGAUGCAUUGCACCUCUACCUGUCAGGGGAUAAAUCUGAGGUACUGGACAUCGAAUGCCCAGACCUGAAUCAGUUUCCUGAGUUUGUGAAAGCAAAAAGAUAUGACUGUGUGCUGGAACCCGGGGAUCUGCUCUUCAUACCUGCGCUGUGGUUCCACAACACGCUGGCCCUGCAGUUUGGAGUUGGCGUCAAUGUGUUCUGGCGCCACCUUCCUGCCGACAGCUACGACCGAAAGGACCCGUACGGUAACAAAGAUCCCGUCGCCGCGACUCGGGCCCUUCAGGCGCUAGAGAAGGCGCUGCACACUCUGGACCAGCUGCCAGAAGAUUAUCGGGACUUUUACGGACGCCGGAUGGUCCAACGCGUCCAAAAGCGGACGUACUGUGACGGUCCGUCCAGCACGAUUACACAGGACUCUGCAGCCAAUUCGCCAAACCCAGAUGAGGUUAUAGAGAAAUCAACCAAUAAAACAUCAGCGUGGCACUCAUGUCAUGCUUAGUUUGACUUCUGGAGCAAGUGGAUGUUUGGAUGACAAAAGACAUCAAUAAGAGGUCAUAGGCUUUAUAAGAAGUAAUGCUUUAAUAAAAAUACUUUAUGGUCUGUCUGACUCUAGAUGGACCGUCAUUUAAUGAAUGAAAAUCAUGCUGUAUAGACAUGAAACUAGAGAUUGAGACCAUAAAGUCAUGUUUACAAUGCUUACUGAGGGAAUAAAUAAAAAAUGUCCUUCUCUACUUCUAUAGAACUAGACUUCUCUCUGCAAAGGGAGGAGUUUGUUUAAUAUAAGGACAGGUUCUGAAACAUGUUCUAUAGGAAAGAUAUCUUUAAAUUACCUCCACUCUUGAGAAAUUCUCAGGGGGGGCAGGGUGCCGCUAAAUUAAUAGUGGGAGAAACACUGCCACCAGUCAGAACCAAAAGUUGGCUCCUGAAUGGGGACAACUUCCAGGAAAGAGAAAAUCUAUACAUUAUUCCUACCCCUAUCCCUGUUUUGUCCCUGACAAAAUAUUAUGAGGUCUUUCGUGCUGCUCCAGAGACGAUUCAUUGGGAGAGAUGUUCUAGAUGCUCAAAAGCCAGGAGAAUGUUACAUUUGCUGAUUGACAACACUAAGAUAGGAUGAAGCUCUUUUAGGUGUGAAGAUGCUCUGUGGUUCCUUCCUCUGUAUUCUCGCUGAGAGAGCAGCUCCUGUUUAAAUACUGUACGAUAAUAUAGAAUAAAUGACUCUACUAUACUGUGGCGACCCUCCUACUCAGCUGGCUGUGUUCCUGCUCUGCCAGGGGUUUACCUGUGGGUGAAGCUCAAACACCAAUCACUCGGAUCGGGACACAGCGCUUCGGGAGUGUUUAUCUCAGCAGGGCCUGCUGCACCAGGCUCACCCAGACCAACAAUAAAACAGAAUCUGGAAAAUG
Pungitius pungitius (ninespine stickleback) is the source of this 2047-nucleotide messenger RNA. RefSeq names its product tRNA-yW synthesizing protein 5 (gene tyw5). Gene Ontology annotation, biological process: wybutosine biosynthetic process. The transcript has 8 exons. The record is from RefSeq and is a predicted model, not a curated record. NCBI's taxonomy places the organism in Eukaryota, Metazoa, Chordata, Actinopteri, Perciformes, Gasterosteidae. Gene Ontology annotation, molecular function: 2-oxoglutarate-dependent dioxygenase activity; tRNA binding. The coding region runs from base 94 to 1143 and encodes 349 amino acids.